UUUUUUUCUCUACACAGGCAAAACCAUCUCUCUCUCUCUCUCUCUCUUGUUGCCUUCCUUCCUAUUAUCUUUACUACAGUGCAGAAAAGCCAUGCCUGAGGCCCCCAAAAAUAGCUUGAUAUCCUCAGAUUAUAAUCUUUCUGAAAAGAACAGGAAAACCCUUCAGUUUAUUGAAGAUGUUACUUCAAACCCUGAUGAGGUUCAAAAGAAGGUUCUUGAAGAAAUCUUGACUCGCAAUGCUCGUGUUGAGUACUUGCAGAAACAUGGCCUGAAUGGCUAUACUGAUCGUGAGUCUUUUAAGAAAAUCAUGCCUGUUAUUGCUUAUGAGGAUAUUCAGCCUCAUAUCAAUCGUAUUGCCAAUGGUGAUACCUCUCCAAUCCUUUGCUCUAAGCCCAUUUCUGAGUUCUUGACAAGCUCUGGUACUUCAGGAGGGGAAAGAAAGUUGAUGCCAACAAUUGAAGAGGAGCUUGGAAGAAGGUCACUGCUUUAUAGCCUAUUGAUGCCUGUUAUGAACCAGUUUGUUCCUGGCCUAGAAAAGGGCAAAGGAAUGUACUUUUUGUUCAUCAAAUCCGAGGCUAAGACACCAGGUGGGCUUGUGGCUAGACCAGUUCUAACCAGCUACUACAAAAGUUCCCAUUUCAAGGACAGGCCUUUUGACCCUUACACCAACUACACUAGCCCAAAUGAAACCAUUCUUUGCCCUGAUUCUUAUCAAUCUAUGUAUUCCCAAAUGCUCUGUGGUCUUUGCCAACGCAAUGAUGUCCUUCGGGUCGGUGCCGUUUUCGCCUCCGGCUUCAUUCGGGCUAUCCGGUUCUUGGAAAAGCACUGGCAACUUCUUUGUAAUGACAUUAGAACUGGAACAGUCAACCCACAAAUUACUGAUCUUUCAGUUAGAGAAGCAGUCAUGAAAAUCCUUAAACCAGAUCCAAAACUUGCUGAUUUUAUUGCAGCUGAAUGCAGUCAGGAAUCUUGGCAAGGGAUUAUAACAAGGCUUUGGCCUAAUACCAAGUAUGUGGAUGUUAUUGUGACUGGGACCAUGUCACAAUACAUUCCAACCCUUGAUUACUAUAGCAAUGGCCUGCCUUUAGUUUGCACUAUGUAUGCCUCUUCCGAGUGCUACUUUGGUGUCAAUCUUAACCCUCUCUGCAAACCAAGUGAAGUUUCUUAUACCCUUAUUCCUACCAUGGCCUAUUUCGAGUUCUUGCCUGUCCAUAGAAACAAUGGAGUCACCAACUCCAUUUCUAUUCCUAAAUCACUUAAUGAGAAAGAGCAGCAAGAAUUGGUUGAUCUUGUUGAUGUCAAGCUUGGCCAAGAAUAUGAGCUUGUUGUCACUACUUAUGCUGGACUUUAUCGCUAUAGAGUAGGUGAUGUGCUGAGAGUGGCUGGAUUCAAGAACAAGGCACCGCAAUUCAACUUUAUCUGCAGAAAGAAUGUGGUGUUGAGCAUUGAUUCAGAUAAAACAGAUGAGGUUGAGCUACAAAAUGCAGUUAAAAAUGCUGUGAACCAUUUGGUCCCAUUUGAUGCAACAUUAGCUGAGUACACUAGCUAUGCAGACACCACCAGCAUUCCAGGCCACUAUGUGCUAUUUUGGGAAAUUACCCUCAAUGGGUCAACCCCAAUUCCCCCUUCAAUCUUUGAGGACUGUUGCUUGACUAUCGAGGAGUCACUGAACAGUGUGUACCGCCAAGGGCGUGUUUCUGAUAAGUCAAUUGGACCACUUGAGAUCAAGAUUGUCGAGCCAGGUACCUUUGAUAAGUUAAUGGACUAUGCCAUCAGCUUAGGUGCAUCCAUCAAUCAAUACAAGACACCAAGAUGUGUGAAAUUUGCACCCAUUGUUGAGCUUUUGAACUCGAGGGUUGUCUCAAGUUAUUUUAGUCCCAAGUGUCCAAAAUGGGUUCCUGGUCACAAACAAUGGGGCAACAAGAAUUGAUUUACAAGCUAAAAAGAGAAAGACUUGAGUUCAUCUUGAAGGUUCAUAACAACUGUUUUUGUGGUCUCAAGGGAGAAAUGUUUAAGGACAUCUUUUUAGGUUAACCCAUGUUUCAAUGUUUUUCUUUCUUCUUUUCCUUUUUUCCCUUUUCUUUUCUUUGUUUAUUUUUUUUUUAAAUUUGUACUUCUUUAAAUUUUUUAGCCUUUGUUUAAUAUGCUUAGAUACUUGAAUUAGCAAUGUACAAAAACAGUUCCUGUUUCAAGGAAAUCUUCUUCUUUUCU
This is a messenger RNA of Ricinus communis (castor bean), 2211 nucleotides long. RefSeq names its product indole-3-acetic acid-amido synthetase GH3.6. Gene Ontology annotation, cellular component: cytoplasm. The coding region runs from base 92 to 1930 and encodes 612 amino acids. Lineage: Eukaryota; Viridiplantae; Streptophyta; Magnoliopsida; Malpighiales; Euphorbiaceae. Gene Ontology annotation, molecular function: indole-3-acetic acid amido synthetase activity. The transcript has 3 exons. The record is from RefSeq and is a predicted model, not a curated record.